GAAGAAGAGAGAGAGAAAAGAGAUGAAAGAGUUGUAAGUAAAUAUGAUUAAAAUAUUACACGUUAGUUCAAUAAUCUCUCUUGACAUAUUACUCGUAGUUUUUUUAUGGGCGCGACUUCUCUCUCUCUUGGUGGGUCUUUCCCUCGUGUCCUCCUAGAUCUCGAACAGAUUAGGCAAAUGUAUCGUACUCUGGAUCAGCUGAUGCACUUGACCAUAAUUGAUGAUUUGGAGAUCCCAUUGCAGCUUGGUCGCAUCGCGAAAUCAGCUUGAGGUAUAUCACUUGUGUGCUUGGAAGGAUCCUGUAACUUUUCAAUUGAUAAAUUCACUGUCAGGUUCAAACUAGAAAGUGAACAAUUUUGAUUAGUUGAAACUGUCAUGCUUUAAUUCCACAUGAAGACAGCUAAAGGAUGGCGACAAAACAUGAAAGAUGUGCAGUUCUUGCCUACAUCUCGUCACCGUGGUCCCUUAAAGAGGCCAACAUGGAUAAUUGUUCUGAUAUCAUUGGUUUGCAUGUUCUUAGUCUUUGCUUACAUUUAUCCACCCCACAAUCCCGCUGCUUGCUAUUUGUUUUCUUCUACUGGCUGCAAGGGAUUUUCAAAUUGGCUUCCACUUGGUCCUGCAAGAGAAUUCAGUGAUGAUGAGAUAGCUUCUCGUGUGGUAAUAAAAGAUAUAUUAAGUACACCAAUAGUUAGGUCUAUGAACCCCAAGAUUGCUUUCCUCUUUUUGACUCCUGGUGCAUUGCCCUUUGAAAAGCUAUGGGACAAAUUCUUUCAGGGGCAUGAAGGCAGAUUCUCUGUCUUUGUGCAUGCAUCUAAUGCUAAGCCAGUUCAUUCUAGCCGUUAUUUUGCCAACAGAGAGAUCCGCAGUGAUGAGGUAGUAUGGGGAAGGAUCUCAAUGGUUGAUGCAGAAAGACGCCUUCUUGCAAAUGGUCUCAAAGAUCCUGACAACCAACAUUUUGUUUUGCUUUCUGAUAGUUGUGUACCAAUACGUGAUUUCGAUUUUGUUUACAGCUAUCUGAUGUACACGAAAGUCAGUUUUAUUGACUGCUUUGAGGAUCCUGGCGUGCAUGGAAGUGGCAGAUAUUCAGAGCAUAUGUUGCCUGAAGUUGAUAAAAGAGAUUUUCGGAAGGGUGCACAGUGGUUCACAAUGAAGCGGCAGCAUGCAGUUAUUAUAAUGGCUGACAGUUUAUAUUAUUCAAAAUUUCGGGAUUACUGCAAGCCGGGGAUGGUAGAUGGUCGCAACUGCUAUUCUGAUGAACAUUACCUGCCAACCUUUUUUAAUAUGCUUGAUCCAGAUGGCAUAGCUAAUCGGUCAGUAACAAACGUAGAUUGGUCAGAAGGGAAAUGGCAUCCAAAAUCAUAUAGGGCACAAGAUGUUACUCACGAGCUUCUGAAAAAUAUGACUUCAAUUGACAUGAGUGAGCAUGUAACUAGUGAAGAAAAGAAGCAACACCUGAAUUCACCUUGCAUUUGGAACGGAAUUCAGCGGCCAUGUUACCUAUUUGCGAGGAAAUUUUUACCCGAAACAUUGGACAACUUGAUGAUUCUUUUCUCAAAUUACACAUACACAAUUUGAGGAUAGCAAUAUCUUUGAUUUUUAAUUCUUUGUUCAUUCGAUCGAUAGAUCAAUCUGAUUCGAUCACGUUGCUUGUGUAGUAGCUUAAGGUGUAGCGGAAGUGAAAACGAAUGAAGGCCCCCCCCACCCAAGAAUCUGCUAACAUUAUUUAGAUGUAAGUGAUGUCUAUUGGUGAGUUGAGAUUCAACCAUGAAUUCCUUGCUUAAACAUUGCUUUUUCUUUUCAUUUUCCUUAGGUUGGUUUUUUCAGUUUAUAUUUAUUUGACUUCUUCUGGCUAGUUUUGGCCUAUUUAUGUUUUUUUAGAUUUUUAUUUUUAUUUUUGCUGGUUAUAAUUGCAAAUGCAGUUGAUAUUAUUCAUUUAUACAAUUGUUUUUUCCUUACCAAGUUUAAUGGACAAACUGGCCACGAAAUAAUGGAAGUGUAGAAAAGGUGAUGGUUAGAAACAGUUUUAAUUGAAUCGUUAUGCUCCAAUUUACUGCAUGAAAAUUUUGUGUAUAUAUAUAUAUUCAACAAUUGACUGAGGAAGUCUUA
Molecule: messenger RNA, 2106 nt
Organism: Impatiens glandulifera
Lineage: Eukaryota; Viridiplantae; Streptophyta; Magnoliopsida; Ericales; Balsaminaceae
Product: glycosyltransferase BC10-like
Exons: 11
Coding region: 391-1575 (394 amino acids)
Cellular component (GO): membrane
Molecular function (GO): glycosyltransferase activity
Source: RefSeq, a predicted model, not a curated record